AUGGAAACACUGUAUCAGAAUUCCACUGACUUUAAUUUUUUGGGACUCUUCACCAAUUCCAUGUUCCCUGGCUUGAUCUUCACUAUCAUCUUAUUUAUCUUUGUGGUGGCUAUAAUGGCCAAUGUAGUCAUGAUUCUGCUUAUCCAUGUGGACUCCAGGCUUCAUACUCCCAUGUACUUUUUACUUAGUCAACUUUCUAUCAUGGACACAGUCUACAUCUGCAUCACUGUUCCUAAGAUGUUGGCAGACCUUCUAUCCAGGGAGAAGAACAUUUCCUUUUUGGGUUGUGCAGUUCAGAUCUUCCUUUAUCUGACUUUGUUUGGAAGUGAAUCUUUCUUCUUGGGUCUCAUGGCUUAUGAUCGCUAUGUAGCUGUUUGUAACCCACUCCAUUAUCCUCUCCUUAUGAACCAUCGUGUCUGCUUACUUAUGGUGGUGGGGUCCUGGAUUGGUGGUUCCCUUGAUGGCUUUAUGUUGACCCCUGUCACUAUGAGUUUUCCUUAUUGUGGCUCACGAAAGAUCAACCACUUUUUUUGUGAAAUUCCUGCUGUGCUAAAGCUGGCAUGUGCAGACACUUCCCUAUAUGAGACCCUCAUGUAUGCCUGUUGUGUCCUGAUGCUCAUUGUUCCCAUAUCCCUUAUCUCUUUUUCUUAUAUCCGGAUCUUGGUUACUGUCACUCAGAUGAAUUCUGCUGAAGGUAGACACAAAGCCUUGGCAACCUGCUCUUCUCACAUAAUGGUAGUCAGUAUUUUCUAUGGAGCUGCUUUCUAUUCUAAUGUCUUGCCCCGUUCCUUUCACACACCAGAAAAAGACAAAAUAGUUUCAGCUUUUUAUACAAUUCUUACCCCUAUGCUCAACCCCAUGAUAUACAGCCUUAGGAAUAAAGACGUGACAGCAGCUCUAAAAAAAGCAUUGAGAAAAUGUGCUUCUUCCCAGAAAAUUCAAGGAAAGGAUUGA
Messenger RNA from Dromiciops gliroides (monito del monte), 954 nucleotides. RefSeq names its product olfactory receptor 2T2-like. The transcript has a single exon. Gene Ontology annotation, molecular function: olfactory receptor activity; G protein-coupled receptor activity. NCBI's taxonomy places the organism in Eukaryota, Metazoa, Chordata, Mammalia, Microbiotheria, Microbiotheriidae. The record is from RefSeq and is a predicted model, not a curated record. Gene Ontology annotation, biological process: G protein-coupled receptor signaling pathway. Bases 1 to 954 code for a protein of 317 amino acids. Gene Ontology annotation, cellular component: membrane.